AUGGCUGCCAUUGCGGCCGGGUCCGCCGGGUCUCUCGUAGACCCCACCGGUGCACCGGUACCUGGGGCCCAGAAGCAGCGCAAGAAGAGCAAGUUUCGGCUGAAGGAGCGUUCGUCGUCGUCGGUGAGGGAGAAGUUCAUCAACGAUCCGGCGUACACGGAGGAUGUGCGCCACCUGGCGCUUCCGAUGCGCCGCAACAGCGGCCCCGAGCACGAUCCCGGCCGCAAGUUCUACAUGAUACCGAAGAAGAAGUCCAACUCGGUCGGCAAGGACUACUCGCGCGGCUCCGGCAGCCUGCACAUCGGUGGCGGUGGCACCGGCGUCUCCGAAGACUUCUACACGCUGGACGUGGAGUCGAUACGGCGCGCGGGGCUUAACGUGCCGGAAGUGAAGCCACGGCGCAAGAAGUACAAUCACCACACGAGCGCCGAGCUACUGAACCGCCUGCUGAAUACGGACGAGUCGAGCAGUUCCGACGGACUGCCAGCGAAAGCGACGACCCUCGAUCGGGCUCGCGGACGAAGUCUAGACCGGCGGAGUUACGUAACGACGGUGGCGAGCGUCGAUGACGCGGGAGCAACAGAACAGCAGCAACGUGGCAGUCGGAAGAAUCGAAACCACACCCGACGGCAGACCAUCGAACGGGAUGUAGUUCCGAUCCCGAUCGAGCCGAUAGAGGACCCACUUUCGCACCCGGAGGAGGCAAAAGCGGGCGAUCGAGAAGCGAGUGCCUCGAAAGGCGGGCGCUUUCAAAUCGGCAAACGGUUCCUGAAGGGCGAGAUCGGCAUCAAGAGCUUCAACUACUACCUCCUGAAGGAGGGUUUGAAGUCGUCGAAGAAGAAUCUGCUCAAACAACGCUCGGCUCCGGUGGCCCCGGUGGCUGAUGGGCAGCAAUCGGCUGCGUUGCCGGAACCACCGGCAGCCGUGAUGGACGCGGGAAGUCCACCCGAGCACCGGGUGCCGGAUGAGGUACAUCGGCCGGUGGCCAAGUGUGAGGAAAACAUCUACGAAGAGAUCUACUUCGAGGACCGGCCCAAGGCGCAAGGGAUUUACUUGAAGGACGUCCCACAGCAGGAUUCAACGGCCGUUCAGCAGGCGACAGGCGCUGAGCGUCGCGAGACGAACGACGAAAAAAUCCAGUUCAUCGACUGCGAGCUGUGCGUCCAGCAGUGCAGCAAUGCCAGCUGUGACCUGUGCCAUGGCCGUGCCGCUCAGCAUACGGCCCAGCAGCACGAACACCACCACCACCAGCUGCAGCAGCAGCGGCAGGCCGAGCAGAAGCAACAGAACAUCUACGAGCAGCUGAAGCAGCACGGUUCCGGCGGUUCGUCCGCUGGCAGCGGAUCUGGCACUGGGUUAACCUCCCGGACGAAGGCCUCCAAAUCGCUGGACAUGGAUGAGCUGUACCAGCGACAGAAGCAGCAACUGCAAGCCCAGCAAAGCCGCCAGAAACAGCCGCAGCAGCAGCGUCAAGGAUACGUUGGAAGCGUCGAAGACCUGAACGGUGCCGCCUCAGCCCUGUACGCCUCCAGGAACGUGCUCCAGUACCAGUCGUACAACCCGAGCAAUCCGAAUGUCUACAAACUGGAAACGACCCCCGUCGCGUUCAGCUCCGACUACAGUCCGCUACAGCAGAUCUACUACAAACCCCAGCCCCCCCAGGGAGCCUUGCCGGGACCUCUAGGAGGUGGUCAAGAUCCCGCCGCGCAGCACAUUUACCAGAAGCCGCUCCACCAGAAGCCCGGCAAUGUGUCUGGAUCCGGGUCCGACUACUAUCAGGAGCUUGCCGGAAGCCGGAAGAAAUCGUCCUCGUCGAGCGAUUCGCUGCACCAGCGCCGGCUGCAGCGUGACCAGCCACUGUACCACCGCUCGACGACCGGAGUCUACCAGCAGAGGGCGCCACCGUUAGAGGAGCAACUAGUGGUCGGAGCUCCACCUUCCACCGGCGUCGGUGCGAAGCUGUACAAGGUCAGCUCGAACGCGUCGAUCCUGAGUGAAGCGUCCGGCCGGAGUGACGGGUCUUACAGACAGCAGUUACAGCAGCAGCAGCAGCAGCAGCAUCAGCUGCAAGGACAGCAGGCACACCUCACUCACCCCAGCAUCCGGGCGGAGGCACCGCCAGUGGGUGGCCAACCCGCCGGGCAGCCUUACGGGCGCACCGGCGGGAACAUGUCCGACUCCAGCCUGGGCGAUUCGCUGUUCUCGUACCCGGCCAAUCGGCGCUACUUUGGCAGCUCUGAGAGCUGUCGGUUUGCGUCCGAAAGCUGCCGGCGGUGCAGCGUGGAGGUGGACAAGUGUAGCUUCUCCGACACCUGCCGCUACUCGGACUGUCGCAACUGUGACUGCUCGUCGAGCUACUUUUCGUCCGAUUUUGACGAUACCACGACGCACGCCGGCUCGCGGAGCAAAAGUGGCUCACGGGCAUCGCACGCCCCGGAUCCGGCGGCCGGUUACUAUGCGGCCCCACCGUACGCCGAGGACUUCAUGAAGCACGUGAGCGCGGUCAAGCGGGGUAGCCAACCGCCGCAGCAACCGGUGGCCGCCGGAACGCACCUGAUGGCGGGUGGCAAGAUCUACGAGACGCCACCGACCUACGUCGGGAUGAUGUCAUCGGCGGCCACCGGUUUGCUUAAGGCGCGGGAACCGACCUACGAAACGCUCCGCAAUCCGCCGUACUCCAUCCCGAUGGUGGGCGUCCCUUCCGGCGAUGCGCUCGGCCUCGGUAGCCUCAGCGCUGCCCGCCAAUCAUUCAGCCAGAGCCACGAGGCGCUACUUUCGCCGACCCGUCGUAGCCGGUCCAGCCGCAGUACCGACACCGAGCAGUACCCGUACGCGGAGCGCCGGUCUCCGAGUCCACACUACUCCAAGAUUCGGCGACCGCACCAAUCUAGCACGCUUCCCUCUUCGGUACGCUCCGGACGCCGGCAACAGUACAGCGACGCCGGCGGUUACAGCGUGAUCCGGGAGGCUCCACGCCCAAUGGGGGCCGGCUCAACCCUACCGAAGUCCUUCAGCAUGCAACAGCCACACCCCGCGCAGCCGACUGUCCCGUUGUCAGUCGGCGGACGCUCCUCCUCGCUACUGGCGAUGGGCCACGAGUACGCGGAAAUCAGCAAAGACGCUCGGAAGCCAAUACCGCCACCGAUCAGUACCAUUCCGACACACCGGGAUGGUCGGACCGGUGGAUCGAUGAGCCGCGGUAAACCGAAACCGGCUGCGAGAAGCGUGUCGCCGGCAAAUUAUGGACGAACGGGACGUGUGGAAGUGGAAGUGCCGAACAUGGCGGAAGUGACGGCCACCGCCGAGCGUAAGUCUCGUGAGCGGACGAUGAAGUUGAAGGCAGGCGAUCAGGCUGGUGACACUCCGAUACAGCGUGACCGCUCACCGGUGGCCCCGAACGCGGUUGCCACGGGCCAGGAGAAGGGCACCAGGGUGCGCAAAGAGCCGACCACGGGAAGCGGGACAUUGCCCGGGCGGGCCACGACGGGUAGCACGCGGCGCCGGGAGUUCGGGAAGUCCCGGGAGCAACAGCAACAUCAGCGGGGCAAGCGACGGGUUGCGCAAGACUUUAGCGACGACGAGGAGGAGGACGACGAUGAUGAGGUGUUCCUGAGCGACAAGGUGUACGAGAGGCCGGGAGUCAGCAGCCGUGGCCCAACGGGAACGCAAGCUUUCGAUUUUACGCUACAACCCCCGACGUCGUCCUCGUCGUCCAGUGGCACUCAGCCCCACUCGUCCACCUCCGGUGGCCCAUCGGUGGCGCCCCAUUCGCCGACCCGCAAAUCAAAACAAAAGCCAGAGUCCGACGCCGCUCCGGCAACCGGCACGGCGUCCGGACCGUCGGUCGGUUCGGCCACUCAGCCGAACGAAAGCGAGAGUUUGCGCACGACGACCGACCACGCCGGAUCGAAAGCUCCGGCCGAUGGGGCCGGAGUCACCGUACGUUACUAG
Messenger RNA from Anopheles cruzii, 3951 nucleotides. RefSeq lists its product as uncharacterized. The record is from RefSeq and is a predicted model, not a curated record. The coding region runs from base 1 to 3951 and encodes 1316 amino acids. NCBI's taxonomy places the organism in Eukaryota, Metazoa, Arthropoda, Insecta, Diptera, Culicidae. The transcript has 4 exons.